CGAAUUCCGACCGCCGACGCCGCCGACGGUUCAAUCUACCGGUCUGGUUUUUGUUUACUAUUAAAAGUUGUAAUAAAAUAAAAGUAAAAGGAUUACGUGCAACAACACGCUAUAAAUAUUAAAUAUUGUAAAAAAAAUGAAAGCGCUUAUACAACGGGUAAUGAAUGCAAAUGUGACAGUAAAUGGAGAAUUAAUAAGUAAUAUAGGACAAGGAUUAUGUGUGUUUAUUGGAAUUACUCACAAUGAUACACCAAAAGAUAUGGAAUAUAUGGUUCGCAAAUUAUUAUCCUUAAAGUUGUUCAAUGAUGAAAAUGAUAAAAAAUGGAAGAAAAGCGUAGUUGAUGAAGAUUUAGAGUUACUAUGUGUCAGUCAAUUUACAUUAUAUAAUACAUGGAAGGGAAAUAAACCAGAUUUCCAUCUUGCAAUGCCAGGGGACAAAUCAAAAGAAUUUUAUGAGCAGUUCAUACAAAUGCUUAGGAAUCAAUAUAAGCCAGAUAAAGUAAAAGAUGGUGUGUUUGGUGCCUACAUGCAAGUGUCAAUACAAAAUGACGGGCCGGUUACAUUAGAAAUCGAAUCUCGAGUAAACACCGGAAAAAAUAAAAAUAAGAAUGCAUCUAAAGAGAACGGUCCUUUACAAGCAGAAGAAAGUUUAGAAACGUAAAUGAUUAUUUUUGUUGUAUUAGGCCGCGUUACCAGCUGCAAGAAAACUUCCGCGAGAAAUGUCCGACAGUCUGACAGCAACUUGCAAGUCUAC
This is a messenger RNA of Colias croceus (clouded yellow), 754 nucleotides long. RefSeq names its product D-aminoacyl-tRNA deacylase (gene Dtd). The record is from RefSeq and is a predicted model, not a curated record. The coding region runs from base 137 to 661 and encodes 174 amino acids. Gene Ontology annotation, molecular function: D-tyrosyl-tRNA(Tyr) deacylase activity. The transcript has 5 exons. Gene Ontology annotation, biological process: tRNA metabolic process. Gene Ontology annotation, cellular component: cytoplasm. NCBI's taxonomy places the organism in Eukaryota, Metazoa, Arthropoda, Insecta, Lepidoptera, Pieridae.